GAGAGAAAUGGGCUCAUACCAAUGCAGUGGUUAAUGACUGUCUGUUGACUUUAAGCAAGUCCACAUUUAUUUUCAAUCAUUAUUAACCACUGAGAAUUGGAGGAAGUUUUUGGCCUGAGCUAGCUAGACCCAAUAAGUGAAAAGUAAUAUUCUUCCAAAAGUUAAUCUGAAAGAUUACCACUAUCCAGACUGCUGCUUACACAACAUUAGUUAGUAUGUCUCUAUAAAUUUUCCAAUCCAUUUGGCGGUGUUCUUCAUAUGUUCUCAUUGUGACUUUUUCUUUCUGUUUUGUAGUUGUGAUGCCAUUUGAAAUGAACAAUCAGACAUUUGUCACUGAAUUCAUCUUCUUGGGAUUUUCAAGUCACUCCAACUUGCAGGGCUUCUUCUUCCUAGUCUUUUUGGCCAUUUACCUGACAACUCUCCUGGGGAACGUCCUCAUAAUAAUGGCUACCAGGAUCUAUCCUGUUCUCCACACCCCAAUGUAUUAUUUCCUCAGCAACCUGAGCUUCUUAGACAUCUGCUAUACAUCUACUACUAUUCCAGUCAUGUUGGUGAACUUCUUUCGGGAAAAAAAGACUAUCUCCUAUGAGGGCUGCCUUUCCCAGAUUUUCUUCCUUUUGACAUGUGCUGGCACUGAGGGUGUCCUACUGGCUGCCAUGGCUUAUGAUCGCUAUGUGGCCAUCUGCCAUCCUCUUCAAUAUCCAGUACUCAUGAGUGUGAAGGUCUGUGCUUGCCUGGUGACUGGGUCCUGGCUCUUUGCACUGGUGAAUUCUGUGACACAUACAGUGCUGGCAGCCAUGCUUACUCUGUGUGGGCCCAAUGAGAUCAGCCACUUUUUAUGUGACAUUCCAUUACUCCUGAAGCUCUCCUGUUCAGACACUUCUGUCAAUGAAUCUGUGCUGUAUGUGGCCAGUGCCACCAUCGGCCUGAGCCCCUGCCUGUUUACUGCAGGGUCCUACGUGCUCAUCAUCUCAGCCAUCCUUAAGAUUCCUUCUGCUACAGGCAGGAGCAAGUCCUUCUCCACUUGUGCAUCCCACCUCACUGUGGUGGUGGUCUUCUUUGGGACAGCCAUCUUCAACUAUGACAAGCCAAGUGAAGGCUAUUCUUUGGACAUGGACAUCCUGAUCUCCGUUCUCUUCUGUAUAGUGACCCCCUUGUUGAAUCCCAUCAUCUACAGCCUGAGAAACAAAGAAGUAAAGGAUGCCCUAGGGAAAUUGAUUGGAAAUUAAGGAUUCUCUGGUGAGAUCAGUAGUUAAUGUUUUUUUCUUCAAAAAAUUUCUUAGUUAAAAAAUAUAAACAUUCCAACCAUAAUUAUAGUACUCUUCUCAAUAUAUAUAGCAUCUCUUGACAUCUGUUGUGCCAUAUCCCAGA
This is a messenger RNA of Cavia porcellus (domestic guinea pig), 1371 nucleotides long. Its product is annotated as olfactory receptor 5V1-like. Gene Ontology annotation, molecular function: odorant binding; G protein-coupled receptor activity; olfactory receptor activity. Gene Ontology annotation, biological process: G protein-coupled receptor signaling pathway. The transcript has a single exon. The record is from RefSeq and is a predicted model, not a curated record. NCBI's taxonomy places the organism in Eukaryota, Metazoa, Chordata, Mammalia, Rodentia, Caviidae. Bases 300 to 1229 code for a protein of 309 amino acids. Gene Ontology annotation, cellular component: membrane.